Molecule: messenger RNA, 669 nt
Organism: Brassica napus (rape)
Lineage: Eukaryota; Viridiplantae; Streptophyta; Magnoliopsida; Brassicales; Brassicaceae
Product: glutathione S-transferase T3-like
Exons: 2
Coding region: 1-669 (222 amino acids)
Source: RefSeq, a predicted model, not a curated record
AUGGGUAACACUUCUGGCUAUGUAAACCUUCUAACUAGUCAAAUUUCCAUUGAUCUUGAUUCACCCGAACCUAUUUGGUUCGGUAGCCAAGUUCCCGAUGAGUCUGGUGUGAAGAAGAGGAGGAAGUGCCCUCACCUGGUUGGGACAAUACCGAGGAAGCUUCGUCUUUGCAAGCAGAGGUGGGCUCGAAUUAACGAGCAAGUAUCCAAGUUUGCUGGAUGCUAUGAUGCGGCUCUGAGGGAGCAGAGAAGUGGUCAAAAUGAUGAUGAUGUGAUGAAAUCUGCGUUAGACAUUUUCUUUAAUAAUAACGGCUACAAGUUCACCCUGGAUCACUGCUGGAGGGAGCUCAGGCAUGACCAGAAAUGGUGCGACACUCAUAUGGCUAAGGACGGUGAAAAGGAGAAGCGCAAACCAGCAUUGGAGGUUGAUAGAGAAGAAGGGGAAGAGGGAGAACCAGAGGGUAGACCUCCCGGGGUAAAGGCUGCAAAAGCUGGUUGUAAGAAGAAGAAGAGUGUUAGAGAGGAGGAGUUGACGAAGCUGCAGGGUGUUUUAGAAAUGAAAGAAAAACUAUCUAGACAUAAACUCCUUGAUCGUUUACUUACGAAAACCGAGCCACUCCCUGACAUGGAGACUAGUCUUAAACUCAAAUUAAUGUCUGAAAUGUUGUGA